AUGGAGUACUUACAAACGGAAAGUAAAAGCUAUUCUUGGUUAAUGAUUGAUGGAAAAGGGUGUUGGAGGCAUGCAAGUACAACCUCGGAUGAAAGCAAUAGUUCCAGUAGUACUAGAGUUCCGUCAGAAAAAGCAACCGAAUGCAAGUACGAGUUUGAGCAGUUACCCGUUGAUCUCCAGCAACCGAAUCUCAAUGUUCAUGAGAAAAAUGAGAAGAUGGUCAUGGCAAUGAAUUCGGAGAUGAUGAGGAUGAAUUGGAAGCCAAAAGAACUGAGACCUUUGGAACCUCAGAUUCAGAAAAAGAUACUAAAGAAGUCAUACCAUGAAUAUACAUGCAGGACUUGUAGCAAAACAUUCCAAACUUUUCAAGCUUUGGGAGGUCAUAGAUCCAGCCAUCACAACGAUCACAACAGUACUAAAGCUGCGAAGACAUCGAUUGAGAUAGAAUCAAAAAAGGAUAUUGCCAAUCCCAUGGUCCAAGUUAAAGAAACGAAGGAGUUGGGAGAUCAUGAUGCAUCUUUGCACAGAUGUAACAUAUGCUACAAAGGUUACCCUACGGGUCAAGCUCUUGGUGGCCAUAAGAAGCGACAUUGGGCGGUGGCACGGUCAGCAGAAUUAGCUCGAGCAAGCAGUGAAUUAGCCAAGGCUGAAGACAGUAGGAGUACAGCUGCUCUUACAUUUGUACAGUCGCCAUUGCGAGAUGGAGCAACUGCUCAGGCUGCAGGUCGCAAAGUGCUGCACUUCGAUCUCAAUGAACCAUAUGUGGAAGAGGAUUAA
Messenger RNA from Juglans regia (Persian walnut), 777 nucleotides. Its product is annotated as zinc finger protein ZAT5-like. The record is from RefSeq and is a predicted model, not a curated record. Gene Ontology annotation, molecular function: DNA-binding transcription factor activity. The coding region runs from base 1 to 777 and encodes 258 amino acids. NCBI's taxonomy places the organism in Eukaryota, Viridiplantae, Streptophyta, Magnoliopsida, Fagales, Juglandaceae. The transcript has a single exon.